Messenger RNA from Phyllopteryx taeniolatus (common seadragon), 7061 nucleotides. It is a transcript of the gene daam2, whose product is annotated as dishevelled associated activator of morphogenesis 2. Gene Ontology annotation, biological process: regulation of non-canonical Wnt signaling pathway; negative regulation of oligodendrocyte differentiation; positive regulation of canonical Wnt signaling pathway. Lineage: Eukaryota; Metazoa; Chordata; Actinopteri; Syngnathiformes; Syngnathidae. The transcript is spliced from 26 exons. The record is from RefSeq and is a predicted model, not a curated record. Bases 880 to 4137 code for a protein of 1085 amino acids. Gene Ontology annotation, molecular function: actin binding; small GTPase binding.
CCAGUCGGAGUUUGUCCUUUUUUGGAGCAGCACCAAACCAGACUGUGAUGGAAGAACACAGGACUGAUUCGAUGACCGCUGUGCAGAACUGCCUCAACCGCUCCUGUGGCAGGCCGUGCUUCAUCCUCUGCUGGGCCUUUUUGAGGACGGAGUUGAUGCUGAUCGCCCUCUUCAGGUCCUGAGGGACUGUAAUUCCCAGGAACUUGAAGGUCUCGACGGUUGACACAAGGCAGUUGGAGAGGGUGAGGGGCAGCUGUGGCGAAGGAUGCCUCCUGAAGUCCACGAUCGUCUCUACAGUCUUGAGCGUGUUCAGUUCCAGGUUGUGUCGGCCGAACCACAGCUCCAGUCGCUCCGCUUCCUGUUACUAUGCAGACUCGUCACCGUCCUUAAUGAGGCCGAUGACAGUGGUGUCAUCUGCAAACUUCAGGAGUUUGACAGCCAGGUGCGUUGAGAUGCAGUUGUUUGUGUAGAGAGAGAAGAGUAGUGGAGAGAGGACACAUCUUUGGGGUGCCCCAGUGCUGAUGCUGCGUGUGGAUGAGGUGGCCUCACCUAGUGUGUCCUGCCCGUCAGAAAGCUGUAAAUCCACUGGCAGAUGGCAGGCGAGACGCUGAGCUGGAGAAGCUUGGAGGAAAGGAGUUCAGGGAUGAUGGUGUUGAACGCAGAGCUGAAGUCCACGACCAGGAUCCUCGCGUAGGCCCCCGCGCUGUCGAGGUGUUCUAGGAUGAAGUGCAGACCCGUGUUGACUGCAUCAUCCGCAGACCUGUUUGCUCGAUCAUGCCCCCUAGAUAGCAGUCUGGUCCUCUUCAUUACCCCCCCUGGUCCCUUCCUAAAUAUUUGGGCUCUGAGUCCACCACUGCCACGUGUGUUACCGAAGCCACCAUGCCCCCAAGGAAGAGGACAAGGGCGGGCCUGGGGUUCCUGUGCUGCUUCGGCAGCAGUGAACCCCCAGAGAUCAACCUAAAGGACAGUGUGCCCUUGCAGCUACUGGAAUUCAGUGCCCCCAUGCCACCCGCCGAAGAGCUGCAUGCUCGGUUCUCAGAGCUGGUGGAUGAGUUGGAUUUGACUGAUAAGAAUAGAGAGGCCAUGUUCGCUUUGCCGGAUGAAAAGAAAUGGCAGAUCUAUUGCAGUAAAAAGAAGGAGCAAGAGGACCCGAACAAGCUGGCUACAAGCUGGCCUGACUACUACAUUGACCGAAUCAACUCCAUGGCUGCUAUGCAGACCCUGUUUGCCUUUGAUGAGGAGGAAAUGGAAAUGAGGAACAAGGUGGUGGAAGAUCUGAAGACGGCGCUUCGGACUCAGCCAAUGAGGUUUGUGACGCGCUUCAUUGAGCUGGAUGGCCUCACGUGCCUCCUCAACUUCCUACGCAGCAUGGACUACGAGACCUCGGAGAGCCGUGUCCACACCUCCGUCAUCGGGUGCAUCAAGGCUCUCAUGAACAAUUCUCAGGGUCGGGCGCACGUGCUCGCUCACCCGCAGAGCAUCAACACCAUCUCACAGAGCUUGCGAACGGAGAACGUAAAGACCAAAGUGGCCGUCCUGGAGAUUCUCGGGGCAGUGUGUCUGGUCCCCGACGGGCACAAGAAAGUGUUACAGGCCAUGGCUCACUACCAAAAAUAUGCAGCAGAGAGGACUCGUUUUCAGACGCUGCUGAAUGAGCUGGACAGGAGUACGGGACGCUACAGAGAUGAGGUCAACUUGAAGACUGCUAUUAUGUCCUUCAUCAACGCUGUGCUCAAUGCGGGAGCAGGAGAGGACAACCUUGAGUUCCGCCUCCACCUGAGGUACGAAUUCCUGAUGCUGGGCAUCCAGCCAGUUAUCGACAAGCUCCGAGAGCAUGAAAACGCCACUCUGGAUCGGCAUUUGGAUUUUUUUGAAAUGGUACGCAAUGAGGAUGACUCCGAGUUGGCCAAAAGGUUUGACCUGACCCACGUAGACACCAAAAGUGCCGGUGCCAUGUUUGAGCUGGUUAAAAAGAAGCUGAGCCACUCUGAGGCCUACCCACACCUCCUCUCCAUCCUCCAGCACUGCCUGCAGAUGCCAUAUAAGCGUGGCGGAAGCAGCAGGCAUCACUGGCAGCUUCUCGACAGGAUCCUCCAGCAGCUAGUCCUCCAGGACGACAAGGGGGAGGAUCCCGACCUUUCCCCGCUGGACAACUUCAAUGUUAAAAACAUAAUUCGCAUGCUGGUCAACGAGAACGAGGUGAAACAGUGGAGAGACCAGGCCGAGAAGUUCCGGAAAGAUCAUGUCGAGCUGCUUGGCAAACUGGAGAGGAAGGAGCGAGAGUGUGAGACCAAGACCCAGGAAAAAGAGGACAUGAUGAGGACUCUCAACAAGAUGAAGGAUAAACUCCAGCGUGAGGGCGUGGAGCUACGCUCAGCUAGGGAGCAAGUCCUGGAUCUAUCAACGCGCAUCAAUGACUGUGGUUUGGUGGGCAGCGUGUCUUUCCCACCACCACCUCCUCCUCCUCCAGGAGCUCCCACGGCUCCGCCUCCAGCGCCAAUGAUGGGUGACUUUCCUCCACCCCCUCCGCCUCCGCUGCCCUUCAGUUGCCCACCUCCACCACCGCCACCUCCCCCACCUGGCGCCCCACCUCCUCCACCAGGAGCCCCUCCCAUUUUUGGAAUCCCGCCUCCCCCUAUUCCCUCUUCUUUCAAUUCGGCGAGCACGCUGCGCUCCAAGUCCACCCCCCAGCCGUCGCAUCCGCUGAAAUCUUUCAACUGGGCUAAACUAGGAGAGCAUAUGAUCAAUGGCACUAUCUGGAAUGAUAUUGAUGACCUGAAAGCUUUUAAGAUCCUUGACCUCAAGGACAUAGAAAAGAUGUUUUCAGCCUAUCAAAGACAACAGGACCUGCUCACUAACCAAUCCUUCAAGCAGAAGGAGACCGGUUCCAUGGAUGACUUAUAUGUCAGCACGCGGAAAGUCAAGGAGCUCUCAGUCAUUGAUGGCCGACGCGCGCAAAACUGUGUCAUCCUUCUUUCAAAGUUAAAAAUGAGCAAUGAAGAGAUCAAGAGGGCAAUCCUAGAGAUGGAUGAGCGAGAAGAAUUGGCCAAAGAUAUGCUGGAGCAGUUGCUGAAGUUUGUCCCGGAGAAGAGCGACAUCGAUCUCCUGGAGGAGCACAAACAUGAGCUCGAGCGCAUGGCCAGAGCGGAUCGCUUCCUGUAUGAAAUGAGCAGAAUUGACCACUACCAGCAGAGACUGCAGGCUCUGUUCUUUAAGAAGAAGUUUGCAGAGCGCCUUGCUGAAUCCAAACCAAAGGUAGAAGCCAUUCUGAAUGCUUCCAAGGAGGUGGUCCGGAGCAAGAGGCUCACGCAGAUCCUGGAGGUUGUGCUCGCCUUCGGCAACUUCAUGAACAAGGGCCAGCGAGGAAACGCCUUUGGGUUCAAGGUCUCCAGUCUCAAUAAGAUUGCUGACACCAAGUCCAGCAUAGAUAGGAACAUCACCAUGCUGCACUACCUGAUCAUGAUCUUUGAGAAGAGCUACCCUGACACGCUGCACAUCCAUCUGGACCUCAGCAGCAUAUCAGAGGCUGCAAAAGUCAAUUUGGCAGAGUUGGAAAAAGAGGUGCAUAGUAUAAAAAGUGGACUGAAGGCUCUCGAGGCGGAGCUGCACUACCAGCAGAGCGGGACGAGGGAACGUGGAGACAAGUUUGUAGCCGUGAUCGGUGACUUCAUCACCGUGGCUGGCUUCAGUUUCUCCGAACUGGACGAUCAGUUGAGCGAGGCCAAGGACAAGUUCACCAAAUCUCUGAAGCACUUCGGGGAGGACGAAGGGAGGAUGCAGCCCGACGAGUUCUUUGGGAUUUUCGACACCUUCUUGCAGUCGUUCGGCGAGGCCCGUCAAGACCUGGAAAACAUGCAGCGACGCAAGGACGAGGAGGAGAGGAGGGCGCGCAUGGAGGCCAUGCUCAAGGAGCAGCGGGAGCGGGAACGCCGGCCCAAGAAGAGCGGCACCUCAGACGAGGUCGGAGGGGAAUUUGACGACCUGGUGUCGGCGCUGCGUUCGGGCGAGGUUUUCGACAAGGACCUGAACAAAUUCAAACGCAACCGCAAGCGCUCCGUCAACCAGCUGGUGGAGGGCGGUGGCGGUGGCGGUGGCGGAGGCGGGCGGGAACGGGCCGUCACAAAGGUCAACUACUAGGAGGUCAGGAAAAACCGAGACGCCCUAAGCUCGGCCCCGAUGCGGAUCUCACGUGGUCCGAGUUCUCCGACUGUGUCCAAACAUGCGAACGACCUGGCCCCACCCACAACCACCCCCGGACGUUACGUGAUCUCCUGAUCUGGACGCAGGGCAGGCGGGCUCGUGGGCGCAAACCACUGUGACACAUCGUCACGUGACUUUGACCGCUGUGCUUAAGCUUCUCGCCAUCUGUCACUUCCUGUUUGUCACCGCUUCUUCCCCAAAAACGGUUUCACUUCGUCCCCCCGUCUGGGAUCACAUGCGCGCAGACGAAAAGCAAGAACGCUUUGGGAAUGAAGCGAAGCCACAUCUGGGAACCAUCGAGUCGGGAUGGAAGAUCUUCCAAAUGCCAGUGAGGAACGGUGCAGCUGGCGGUCACGUGACCUCAGUGUGUUCUCAGUGCAGCGUCAAUGUGUCAAUGUCCACAACAUUGUUCCGGCAUCAAGCAAGCGGUGCCAAAGCAGAAGAAACGUGUCCAUGUAUUCGGAAAACAUCUUGCAAUUCGGCAUUUCUAUUUAUAGCAAAAGCAUUUUGAAAAUGUUUGGGGGGUUUUGUACACUCACAUCGAGUGAAUUUCUCUUUUUCUUUUGUCUUGUUUGCACUGCAGCCUGUCUUGUCUUGUCUUGCCAGAAAGGUUAGUGUGCGUCCUCUCCUCUCCUCUCCUCUCCUCUCCCUCGCCAACAAACCAGCCUGCGUGCUCCACUUUACUAAUGGGCCUUAAUUAAGCUUCUCAAUUCAAAAUAGCUAGCCUCGGGUCUCAGCCGUCAGUCGAAUUUUUAACACCACCGGCGAGAUUCUGCCGAGCUGCCGUUCCACGUCUAUGCUUGUUGCAAAGUCAUUGGCCUUUACGGAUUCCUAUAUAGUCUAGAAAUGGUGCACAUGAGAGACGAUGACAUUGCAACAAGCAUAGACAAAAAGAAACAAAAUAUCUGCUUGUUUGCAUUUUACUGCUGCAAACAUGGGUUGGUUUUUGAAGAUCUGAUAGAAUUGAAUAUCUCUCAAAUCUUCGCUCAUGUGCUCAAUGCUGCAAUGUAUGUGGUGGGCUCAUUGCAAGCGCCAUCUAGUUUGUUACCACUAGAGGGCACCAUGUUCACUAAAGUCCGAGCGUAGAGGACAGCUGACAAUGAAGGAUACGAUACUGGAAUGUAUUCAACAUCGGCACAGAAUGUGAGAUGCCCUCCUUUAUGUGACACAAACUCGACCCUCAUCAUUCCUUGCAAAAAUAAUACAUCCAAUAUUCAGUUCGACUUGAAUAUCUUGAUAGGAUUUGCACAACGUAUUGUUUUAAAGCGCUUCCGAGCACGCGUCCCAAUGCACGUGACUCAACAAGCAUUUGGUAUGAAUCCCUCAUACAGUUUUACGAUGAGAAAAGAAGGCACCAUAUUUUCUGAUGUUUCUAACACAUGUUGUAAUGUUGCCGUCAGCUUCUUUUUGACCACAUAAUCACCUUGAAGUGCCUCCGACCCCAAGUACCAUUCCUCUUAUGUGUGCGGGGCUGCUAAUGGAUGACAGUACAUGUUGGUUGGUUGGGGGGGGGGUGCAGCUGAUGUAUUCGAAGCAUUGGCGCCUGCUUGCGUUCACAUGCAGUAAACGAUAAAAAGCAGCUCUGUAGCUGGAUCCCAGGACAGUAAAUAUUCACUUGUGUGUCCUAAAAGAAGUCUUAAAGGGGAAGUUUCGUCCUUAUAUUAUUUUGCCUUUGACAUUUGUCCUCAAAGUGAAGCAGAGACGCUUGUGUGAGCCCCACCUCCGAAUGAACCGACUUGUGUUGUCCCUGAAUUCAAGCAGCACCACUUUAACCAGCAUCUUCUGUAUAUUCCAGCUGGUCUUUCCUGCCCAACCUCUGCUCCGUUAUCUUUCCAGCUAAUCAGUUAGUAUAUCAAACUUGCCAGAACUUUAUCCCCACAUUUUAGGGCAAACUAUUUACUGCAACGUUGUCAGUAUUACAGGUGUGUUUUGUUCCACGUUUGGAUGUUUGUUAUCGGCCAUUGACUGGCUGACUUUGGAGUGUAAAAGAAGGAAAUGGAGGAAUGACAUGAGUAGCUUUUUUCAAUGCACUUUUAUUAUGGGACAUUUCUAUUUGCAAUGUUGUUUUGAGGGUUUAGACUUCUUGGAACUGCGAAGGGUGCUGCAAAAAAAAGAGGAAAGAGGCAAGUGAUUGGUGCUCCGGCUGGGCCGCUGGAAAAACAAUGGAUGAGAGACGGGAUUGUGGAGGACACAGACCGUACAUGUCUGUGUCAGUGGCUUUGGCAUGUUAAUAAUAAUAAUAAAUAUGGGGAAUGUUUAGUUUUCUGUCCAAAUGUGCACUUGGCAUCCAGCUGCAUGCCCAAAGAAGCGUGCACGCAGUGUGAUGUAUUCAGUUUAACCUUUGAAUAGGAAAAGUUGCUUGUGCUAUUAAAUUUAAGGGGAAAAAAAGAAGCACCGUGUUAUACAUCACUUUGUACUGCCUGACAAAUGUUGCACCCACUUUUCGGCGGCUGUGUAAUUGUAAGGAGUCUGUAUUUUAUAGCAUUGAAAAUAAAGUACCCUUCACAGCAAAAUGUACAGUUGCAAGAGAAAAAAAACAAACAUAUUUUGUACACCGAUCUUGAUGUUUGAGAUAAAACUAAAACACCAUUAAAUAUUGAGUGAGCAAUGUUGCGUUUUCCUGUAAAUUGUACCUCUAUUUAUUUGCCUUAUUUAGUUUGCUAUAUUUUGUAUGUACACACAGCAUUACAAGAAAUUCUAUAUUAAAAUAUGAUUAAUAAACUGGUCUGUGUAUGGUGGAUAAUUUUGAGACGUGGAAGAAUGACAAUGUUUUGUUUUUAAUUUCUAUAAUGUUAUUUUUGUUUUGCAUUUUUCUCACCCUGUGUCUUUUGUAGGGUUACAAUAAAGCUUUGUCCCUUGCA